CAGGCUAGAGACAAGUUGAGAGCGAGAAAGAGGGUUUGCUCGUUGUGCUCUCUGAAAGAAAGGAAAUUCACGGUAAAGUUAGAAUUUAGUACGACCAAAAUAAUAGUUAUUCAAUUGUAUAGAAGAUACGGAUUCACUUUUAAUUGCACAGACGAACAUUUUAACGUGUAGCCUAGACGGGCACACCGAGGUUUUUGCAACGAAGAGGCAGAAGGGAAAGAGGCUUUUAUACCCCUUCGUUUAAGCUAACCUACCUCCAGGAUGUCGGAGCGAGGAGGGCUCCCGCGGACUGGAGGUGCACCCUCCCCUCACUUGCAACCCUCCAAACCGGUCACAAUCACCUCGAAUCGCCCUGUCCACAUGAACCUAUACGCCACCUGGGAAGUGGACCGCUCUUCACCAAGCUGUGUGCCGAGGCUGUUUAACCUGACCCUGAAAAAGCUGAUCAUGUUGAAGGAGCUGGACAAAGACCUCCCUGUGGUCCUCCCUGUCAAACUACAGGGUUCUAAGCGUAUCCUGAGGUCCAAUGAGAUCUUGUUGUCUUCAGCUGGACUGACAGAGACAGACCUUCAGCUCACCUUCUCUCUACAGUAUCCCCACUUCCUGAAGAGAGACGCCAACAAGCUUCAGAUUAUGCUGCAGCGUCGCAAACGCUAUAAGAACCGAACCAUCCUGGGCUACAAGACACUGGCGCUGGGUCACAUCAACAUGGCUGAGGUGAUGCAGCAUCCCAGUGAGGGGGCCCAGGUGUUGGGGCUCCACAGCCAGUUGAAGGAUGCCUCAGUGCCCGUGGCGGAGGUCAGGGUCUACUCCCUCUCCAGCCAGCCCAUUGACCACGAGGGACCCAAGGCCAAGAUGUCUGAUCGUUCUCCAGACAUUGAUAACUAUUCUGAGGAAGAAGAGGAGAGCUACUCAUCAGAACAGGAGGGCAGUGACGACCCGAUCCACGGCCAGUAUCUGUAUGAUGAAGAGGAUGAGGUGAGGAAGAAGAAGCCCCGACGGAAGCUCACCUCCAACGCUUCCAUCACUAGACAACCAAACAUCAAGCAGAAGUUUGUGGCUCUGCUGAAAAGGUUCAAGGUUUCUGAUGAGGUGGGUUUUGGUCUGGAGCAUGUCUCUAGUGAACAGAUCCAGGAAGUGGAGGAGGAUUUAGAUGAGCUCUAUGACAGUCUGGAGAUGUACAACCCCUCUGACAGUGGCCCUGAGAUGGAAGAGACGGACAGCAUCCUCAGCACACCCAAACCUAAACUCAGGCCGUUCUUUGAGGGAAUGUCCCAGUCCAGCUCUCAGACGGAAAUCACCAGCCUGAACAGCAGAGGAGGGAGCCUGGGACGAGACGCCUGCUUCAGCCCUCAGGGGGAGCAGCGGCCUGUGGAGAUGAAACACUCUCGCAGUCGCAACCUGGAGGUGGAGACCCUCUCUGAGACGGACACGCUGGAGUUGACGGAUCAGGAGAUGUUUCCGGAGGGCCCCUGUAUUACGGUGUCAGGGGCUGAGAAACCCCGUACGCCACUGAAGAGCAGCAAGAGUGGAGGAGGACAGACCAUGCCCUCCCCCAGGCCGGAUGGCAGGGGCCCCACCCCCAAACAGAAGAGACAGAGUAGUACUCCUAUGAAAGAGAGACAGCUGUCUAAACCAAUCAGUGAAGGGGGAAGGACCAACAGCUCCGACAGCGAGAGAUCCCCCGAACUGGGACACAGCUCACAGGUUCUGAGGAAGGCGGUGUAUGAUCAGCUGAACCAGAUCCUUCUGUCUGACGCGGCUCUGCCUGAGAGUCUCAUCCUGGUCAAUGGCACCGACUGGCAGGGCCAGUACGUGGGAGAGCAGCUGCAGGUACAGAGGCACCCGGUGGUGUGUACGUGUUCAGGAGCUGAGAUCCAGGCGGUGCUGUCUGCUGUCCUCACACGCAUCCAGAAGUUUUGUAACUGUAACUCGUCCAUGCCCAGGCCGGUCAAGGUGGCAGUGGUGGGUAGUCAGAGCUACCUUGGUGCCGUCCUGCAGUUCUUUGUCACACAGUUGGCAAGCAAGACCUCUGAUUGGCUCAACCACCUGAGGUUCCUGGUGGUGCCCCUGGGCUCUCAUCCUGUUGCUAAGCACCUGGGUGCCAUAGACAACCGUUACAGCUCUGCGUUCUUAGACGGGGCGUGGAGAGACAUGUUCAGCCGCUCUGAACCCCCACAGACAGACCUGUUGGACGUGGCCGGUAGGAUCUCUCAGUACGUCAGUGGCGCCACCGUCACACACCAGCUGCCCAUCGCUGAGGCCAUGCUUACCUGCAAACACAGGACGCACGAUGAAGAUUCCUACCAGAAGUUCAUUCCUUUUAUUGGGUUGGUCAAGGUUGGUCUGAUUGAGCCAGACACUUCCUCUACAGGAGACACAGAAGAGGGCGUGGCAGGGAGCUUGGCUGUUCCCUCUACGUCCCCUCCCUCCCACGGCUCUCCCACCGGGCUGAUCAAAGAGGCUGCCACUCCCCCCUCCUCUCCGUCUAUGAGCAGUGUUCUCUCAAUACAGGGGAGCCCCAGUAUGUCCCAAGGUGUGGACGCCAUUGGGUUGCAGGUGGACUACUGGCUGGCGUCGCUGGCGGAGAAACGCCGAGAGGGCGAACGGCGCGACACAGGCUGUAAGAACACCCUGAAGAGUGCCUUCAGAUCCCUGCAGGUCAGCAGGCUACCAGGAGGGGGCAGCAGUGAGACACAGGCCCAGGUCAGCACCAUGGCCAUGACCGUGGUCACCAAGGAGAAGAACAAGAAGGUUCCCACCAUAUUCCUGGGUAAGAAGCCGAAGGAGAAGGAUGUCGACUCUAAGAGCCAGGUCAUUGAGGGUAUCAGCAGACUCAUCUGUUCUGCCAAGCAGCAUCAAACCAUCCUGAAAGUGUCCAUAGACGGAGUGGAGUGGAAUGACGUCAAGUUCUUCCAGCUGGCUGCCCAGUGGCCCACCCAUGUCAAGUAUCUCCCUGUUGGACUGUUUGGUUACAACAAACCCCCCUCCUAGGGUCCACCCUGUACCCCUCGCCCAAUCCCGUCCCACCUACGCACACAGACCCCCGCCUCUCGGAACGCCGUGGCGACUAAUAUCGGUCAAUUACAAUGAAGGGUUGAGGGGCCGAAUGUAUUUGCUAUGUUUUGUCUUGUUUCUCUAUAGUAGGGAGGGAGAGAUGGGUCGGAUAUGGGGCGCAACGCUACUAGUCACUUUAAUGAAUUUAAAUGCCCCUCUGUCUAGCGUGUGUGUAUGACGAGCCCUGACCCUUGACCCCUGACAUUUGACCCUUUAACCCUUAACCUUUAAAACCCUGACCGGGUAGUUCUCUUAUCACCUUGAACCUGCCCGGUGUCAUCAAAGGCCAACCUGCAUGCUGUACUACUACACCACCACGUGCCAGGACAUGUUAUAACAGCAAUGCCACAGUUAUUAUAGGGUAUGGAGGGGAACUUGGGAUCCAAACAUACUGUGCAUGAAAUGGAAUGAACAACAGACGACACCUACAGUAGCAAUGCUUUUUCUGCUCCCUAAUUACAUGAAAAUGCUUUUUUUUCUCUCACCAAUGAUGUACAGUAAGUUGACAUGUUAUGCAUACGAAGAGCAGAAAAUAUAAGAGAACUCUCUAGUUUUUUUGUAACGACAUUUGAACUCCCUGUGUACGGCGAGGGCGCCGACUUAAGAGCUCACUGUUUGCCCCAACUUUACUGAGAAGAGGCAACAUUUCUGCUGUCUGCAAGGCUUGUCCCUUUAUCAACCUCAGUUGUUGUUGUCAGCGUUGCUCUCUUGAUCCACCCUCCACUGUAUAGUCCUCCUUCCGCUUGUGGACGUACAGUAUAUCACCUGUGUGGGGCUGUUGCAUGCUGGGAUUUGUAGGCUGAGGCUCGUGCUGAGGUUAAAUUGGGGGACAUAAUCUUCAUUUUUUGCGACGCACUUCUAGUAACUAUAGUAGUAUCUUACUCCAAAGCACAAUGUCGCACGCUACUAGUGACUUUUUAUCCCUGUCUUUACCUGUCAAGGAUUGCAAAAUUCCGGUAACUUUCCCCAAAUUACCAAGUUUUCCAGAAAUCCUAGUUGGGAAGGUUUCUGGAAUUAGGAGGGAAUAAGUAGUAAAUCCGGAAUCUCCUGAUCUGGAUUUCUGGAGAACAUGCAUUUUCCAGCCCUGCCUGUGCUAGACGGGCAGCGUUCACGCCACUGAAAUGGUGGUGUGUUGUGUCUAGGGUGUUGUGAGGUGUCCAGUGACAGGUGUGUUAUUAUGUAAUGUGGUAAAAUGAAAAACAAUAUUGAAAUAUCUAUGAAACCCAAUUUUUCUAAGUAACCCACGCGACACAGUAUGAUUGUUUUGUGUGUGUGUGGCCACGUGUUUGUGUCGAGAUGUGGUCAAUAUCGCUUUAUGAGUUCUGUAGGCUGCCGGUAUCAGCGGCCAGACGUUUGCCUUGUAGACUGACACAAAGAUGGGUGACACCAAAUUACCUUUUUAAGAGCUACUAAACAGCUCUGGUGCUUUUUAAGAAAAACUGCAGACCAAUCAUUUGUAUCCAAAGAAUUUGACUGAAAUAAUUGAUUUUCAAUUUAGUAGCAAAGUCUAUGGUCUAAUAAUGUACCUGCAAAGUACAUUCAAAUGAGUAUAUUUUGAAUGAAAUGGCAAUGUGUUGUAAGCAAAACACUAGUUCUCUUGCUGUCUAAAACGAAAGCUAACGAGUGUUGAGUAGCUUAGCCUUGUGUCACCUACAAAGUAACCUUCCCCAUCUGUGCGGAGUGAAGAAUUGUGACAAAUAUCAAGUAUUACAAUGCCAAUGUCUCGAUUUUUGCUGUUAUUAUGAUUUUCGGGGGUAACUUAGAGGUAGGUUUUUCAGCUUAGGUGUAACCGUGUUAAAAAUUGUGACGUCAACACCUUGUGUAACUAAAAUCUGGCCCUGUUGUCUUUUUUUUUUUUUGGGGGGGGUAGUACAAAGUAAGGUUUUUGCACCAAGGGCUUCAAACUGAUUGAGAGCAUAAGUACACAGCUAGGCAUGUUCCACAAAUCAGUCUGAAUGAUAGUAUGUACAGAUCUCAGACAACAAGGAUGUAUUUCCAGAAAUCAUUAGAGGUAUCAUCUGAACUUAAUUUGAAUGUGCAGAUAAUAUUCAUCAUUAGUUUCUAUUAUCUCUUCUCGGUCUUGUCGACAAAAGCUUUAUCGUUUAGUAAACAUACAUUUUGGAGUUUUUAACACCAUUUUACCAGUCCAGAAUAGGGUUGCAAAGGGAGGAUAUAUUACUGGAAACUUUGUAAGUUUGCCAGUAAACUACCACCAUUUUUGUAACUUUCAAGGAUUUUAUGUAAUUUAUCACAUCUAUUGGCCAUUUUGGGUACUUCAGAUUAUCACAGAUGUCUUUCAUUAUCUGUGGCCUAAUCACCUAUAUAAAAUAUAAUAUAAUCAAAUAAGAUUUUAAAAUUUUAAAAAUGCAAUGACAAAGCUGUAAAACGUAUUAAUAAUCAACUUAGUGAAUACCAUUGGUGAUUAAUAUGAGGGUUUCAGCAUGACAUGUCAACCAUAACAUUUUUUUUACACACUUAUUUAUUUUACUAUGUCAAUAUGCCUUUGUUGUAAAUGUGAUGGCAGUUGUGAAAAAAGUCAAUAGUUGGAAGAGUUGCAGAGUUAAUUAAGAAUAAUGCCAUUGUUGAUUAGAUCCUUUUUAAAAUUAAUUUGGCUAUUUUCUCUUGAUCAGAGGGUGUAUCCACUAGGAACUAAUGGAUAUUAUGGACACAGAUAUGACAAAUUAAUACUAUACAUGAUUUUAUUUUUUACAUUUACUCAAGUUUAAAUGACAAGUUACCAUCGAAUGCUAUAGAUUCCGGCAACUUUUGUAAAUUACUGGUAGCUUUACCUUAGUCCAUAACCACCUGUUAUUUCACGAGAACAUUUUUGUUUUAUUAUAGAAGAAAACACACCAUAAUAAUCUCUCUCAACUCCAUAGUCAGUUGACCUUGUAACCUCUGUGUGCUUGAGUACUUUGUGCAACUUCCCUGUGAGUAUCAAAGAGAGAUACGGCAAAGGCAGUGGUCCUCUUGAAAUCAGACCAUUUUAAACCCUGCUUCUCAUAGCAAGUGUCACUGCCCACCAGUCAAGGGCUAGACCCAGACCAAUGCCUUGAUGUGGACUUGGACUCUUAAUGCAUAUUUUAACUGAGACUGUAUCCUACUGUAUGAAUGUUAUGUACAACAGGGUUUUCUCUAUGGGAGAGACGUUUUUGCUUGAGGAUAGUGAACCCUACCUGUAUCUACGCUACUCCCUAACCACAGAUCUAGGAUCAGAUUACAAUUACCCCCCUAGUUCUAACCAUAACCAUUAGGGGGAUUAAAAGAUAUCGGACCCCGUGUCAGUGGUUAGGGGAGACUUCUACCGUCUCUGAGCAGAACAAAGAGGUCCAAUUUCUCUAUGCCUUGCAGCGUGUUAUUAGUGUAAUAAGGAGUGUAAGAUAGAAUCAUCUAUUUGAACUCCCGUCUCUUCAUAGGGGGAUCAUAAGAAUUCACUGAAUGGGACAAAGAAAUCACUGCCAAGAUGUCAAAUGUUACAUUGAUAUAACACCAAGCUGAAGCGGGGGGUGAUGUAGAUAUAGGUGUUAAAUGUUUUUGGUGAUAAAACUUUGUUCCAAAGUAAUCAUUUUAAUGUUGGAAACAUUAUUUUUUUUCCCCACUAUACAUUCCAAUGUUUACUCCUCUCUCUCCUCUCCCCCUGUUUUCCAGUUCAGUCCCUUCUGUCACCUGUUGUACCAUUUAACAUUUUUUGUUGUUUUUUCUACCUUCUCGAGGCCUAUUUGUCCUGUGUGGCUGUCUCUCAAACUUGUACCUGUGUCUCUACCUGUAUUGACCUGUAGUUACUCUUAUGUCCAUGACUAACGUAUAGGGACAGCGGUUUUUGCUGACCAUGUGACCCGACCAGGAACAAUCCUGAGCCUUAGUUAUAGUCUUUUGAGUACAGGGCUCAGACUGUCUCCCGAAACGGGUCAUAUGGUCCUGAAACACUUCUGUCCUGGAGGGGAAGAACAGUAUGAUCUAUUAAUAUGAAUAAAUCAAUUUUAGCGGGAUCAAUACUGUCCUUCCUCUCUGCUAAUCAUCACAAUGUGUUUCAGAACAAAUGGAGUGAGAGAUCUAGAACAAAAAGCUAUCUAGAGUCUCUGGCAGGAUUCCACAAGCUUUGCUUCUAAUAAAGCCCAUUUUGAAAGGAUCCCUGCUUGUAACAUGGCACCAUAUCACAGAAGAGAAUCUGUUUUUGCAUAACACUGCUUAGACUACACUUAUGCUUGGUUGUAGUUUGAGGGGAGGAUUCUAACGCUUGUGCAUUUGGAGAGUGAUUUUGCACAUGCCAUUGUUUCUUCAGCAGCUUUUUUGCCUUUUGUCUAUAAACAGUAAUAAUGCUUGUACAUAUCACAACAGUACUUCUGUAUUGUAUCUUAGUCCUUGUUUUUUUUUUUUGAAAUGUUUUGUAGUACUUUUUCAUGAUUAUGUUGUCAAUUAAACUGAUGUGGGAUGGAAAAGUG
This is a messenger RNA of Oncorhynchus keta (chum salmon), 7499 nucleotides long. RefSeq names its product phosphofurin acidic cluster sorting protein 1-like. NCBI's taxonomy places the organism in Eukaryota, Metazoa, Chordata, Actinopteri, Salmoniformes, Salmonidae. The transcript has 24 exons. The record is from RefSeq and is a predicted model, not a curated record. Gene Ontology annotation, biological process: protein localization to plasma membrane. Gene Ontology annotation, molecular function: transmembrane transporter binding. Bases 262 to 2994 code for a protein of 910 amino acids.